AUGCAGCGCGCUCUCAUUCUCGCCGCCGGUGUCGCUCACGCGUCCUUCGCCGCAGCUUCGGUUUCUGGACCCGUCAUCAACUCCAACUUUCCUGACCCUGGUCUCCUCAUCACUGGUAGCGGGACGUACGCGUACGGCACCAAUGGCAAUGGAUACAACAUCCAGGUCGCUUCCUCCUCUGAUGGUGGCAACACCUGGUCCGUUCACGCCCAGGAUGCCCUCCCCAACGUUGGGUCAUGGGCCGUCGGCAACAACGGGCUGACAUGGGCACCCGACGUGAUCGACCGCGGUGACGGCACCUUCGUCAUGUACUACGCUGCCGAGUCUCCCUCGCAGGGCACUCACUGCGUUGGCGCUGCCACCUCGACGAACCCUCUCGGGCCCUUCAGCCCCCAGGCUCAGCCCAUCGACUGCAACACCUCCGGUGGAGGCGCCAUCGACCCCUCCGGCUUCCAGGACACCGACGGCACGCGCUACGUCGCGUACAAGGUUGACGGCAACAACCUCGGCGGUGGCGGAUCGUGCGGAAACGGCGACGGAAGCCACUCGACGCCCAUCAUGCUCCAGCAGCUGCAGGGCGACGGUGUCACGCCCAUCGGCUCACCCAUCCAGAUCCUCGACCGCGGCCAGUACGACGGUCCGCUCAUCGAGGCGCCCAAGAUUAUCUACAGGGACGGAUUAGCUCACGGGCAACAAACUGACGACGGCAUCGAAAUUUCACCUAGCUAUGCCCUGUUCUUCUCCUCGAACUGCUACAACACCGACCUCUACGACGUCAGCUACGCGACUGCGUCGUCCGUCAAGGGCCCAUACACCAAGGCCGCUGCGCCGCUGCUUGUCACCGGCAACGAUGGCCUGACUGCCCCCGGUGGCAUGACGCCUUCUCCCGACGGCUCCUGGGCUGUCUUCCAUGCGACCACCAACUCGAACCCCCUCACGCGUCCCAUGUACACCGCUAAACUGAGUUGGAACGGAAAUGUCGCUACCGCCGCAUGA
Molecule: messenger RNA, 996 nt
Organism: Coniophora puteana RWD-64-598 SS2
Lineage: Eukaryota; Fungi; Basidiomycota; Agaricomycetes; Boletales; Coniophoraceae
Product: glycoside hydrolase family 43 protein
Exons: 4
Coding region: 1-996 (331 amino acids)
Biological process (GO): carbohydrate metabolic process
Molecular function (GO): hydrolase activity, hydrolyzing O-glycosyl compounds
Source: RefSeq, a predicted model, not a curated record